Scheffersomyces amazonensis is the source of this 2298-nucleotide messenger RNA. RefSeq names its product ATP-dependent RNA helicase (gene SUV3). Lineage: Eukaryota; Fungi; Ascomycota; Pichiomycetes; Serinales; Debaryomycetaceae. Bases 24 to 2216 code for a protein of 730 amino acids. Gene Ontology annotation, cellular component: mitochondrial degradosome. The transcript has a single exon. Gene Ontology annotation, molecular function: RNA helicase activity; ATP binding; hydrolase activity, acting on acid anhydrides. Gene Ontology annotation, biological process: mitochondrial RNA 3'-end processing; RNA catabolic process. The record is from RefSeq and is a predicted model, not a curated record.
CAAAAUAGUAUAUAAGCCAUAAGAUGAUCUUGAUACGAAGAGUACGAACAUGUCGCUCAUUGGAGAGAGUAUGUGGUAUAAGAAGAAUAAGUUCUGUUACUAGUAAUAUAACUACAGAUGUACUUGAGCCUAAGUGGAAGAGAAUCGCCAAAGACAUCUCUAAUAAUCUGAGAUCAGAAACAGUUUCAGGAUUAGUUAAAGAUUUAAGAACAAAUAUUCCGCCUAAAUUCCAUGUAGAUGGGAAUGCCGAACCUUUAGUCCAACUUCAUCAAGUAGUGCAAGUGCCAUUAUGGACUAUUUAUCAUAAAUUAAGUACUAGAAAUUUUCAUUCACCCUAUGAUAGUUUAAAUGAAGUUGAAAGGAAAUAUCAUGAUAGACUUAUGCUGACAUUCCGUCAAAAAUUGUAUGAUACUUUUAAAAAUUAUUUGAAAUAUAAAGAUGUUGAUCCUACUGUAAGAAAAGCUGAAGAUAUGCAAAUAAUUGAUUAUUUUAAUCCUAAAUUAGUUAAUAUUACUCAAUUAAUUUAUCAAAUUAAUAAUAAUAAUUAUCCAAAGAAUUUUAUGAAAUUUUCUGAAGUUAAUAAUAAAGUAGAAUUAUUAACCCAAAUGCUUUCAAAUAUUUUAUAUAAAGAAUAUAUGGCAUUAAAAAUACUGGUUACUCAACCAGACAAUUAUUCAAUAGAUAUAUCUAAUCCUGCUGAAUGGUAUCCAGAAGCUAGAAAAAUGAAAAGAAAGAUUAUAAUGCAUGUUGGACCUACUAAUAGUGGUAAAACUUAUAAUGCUUUAAAAAAAUUAGCUUCAUCAAAAUCUGGUUAUUAUGCUGGACCUUUAAGAUUAUUAGCUAGAGAAAUUUAUGAAAGAUUUAAUCAACAAGGUACAAGUUGUAAUUUAAUUACUGGUGAAGAAAUUGUCCCAUCUAUAAAUAAAUAUGGUAGAGUUAGUCAAAUUUCUUCUGGUACCAUUGAAAUGAUUCCUCUUCAUAAAAAAAUGGAUGUUUGUAUUAUAGAUGAAAUUCAAAUGAUUGCUAAUUCUGAAAGAGGUUUAUCUUGGUCAAAUGCUUUCUUAGGUGUAUUAGCUAAAGAAGUUCAUUUAUGUGGAGAAGAAAGUGCAGUUCCAUUAAUUGAAAAAUUAGUCAAGAGAACAGGGGAUGAAUUAGAAGUGAAAACUUAUAAAAGACUUGGUAAAUUGACUAUAAGUGAUAAGCCAGCUAGUUUAAGAGCUUUGAAAAAGGGUGAUUGUAUUAUUGCAUUUUCUAAGAAAAAGAUUUUACAUUUAAAGUGUGAAAUUGAACAAAAAAGUAAUCUUAAAGUAGGAAUUAUUUAUGGUGCAUUACCUCCAGAAAUUAGAACUAAAGAAGCUCAAGAUUUUAAUCUGGGUAAAACAGAUAUUUUAGUUGCAUCUGAUGCUGUAGGAAUGGGACUUAAUUUAAAGAUCAAGAGAAUUAUAUUUGCUUCUGUACAAAAAUAUGAUGGUAAGAAUUUGAGACUAUUAUCUACACCAGCUAUAAAACAAAUUGGUGGAAGAGCUGGUAGAUACUCUGAAGAAGAAGGAGAAGUGGAAGGAUUUGUUACUGCAUUGAAUAGUAAAGAUCUUCAAGUUAUUAGACGAGGAAUGAACCAUCCUACUAUUAAUUUAGAUAAAGCAUGUAUUUGGCCAACUGAUCUAGUUUGGAAAUAUUAUUUAUCUAAAUAUCCUUCUAGUAAAACUAUGUAUGAUAUUGUACAAACAUUUGCCCAAGAAUCUGCUCAAUUAAAAGUCAGAGAUUAUUUCCUUACAGAUUUAGAUGCUCGAUGUGAUAUUUUAAAUUUACUUCUUAGAGAUGAAAUAUGUAAACAACUUAAUAUUGAAGAUCAAUUAAAGUUAAGUCUUGCUCCAAUAAAUAUGAAAAUGGCAUCUACAUUAGUUAAAGAUACUGUAUACGAAUUUGUUCAAACCAUAAGAAAGGGAGAAUCUAAAACCAUAUUUGAUUUUGGAUUCUUAGAUGAACAGAUUAUAGCUCAAGGUUCAAGAAUUACGGCUAGAUUAGAUGAAACUCUUGAGGUGAUAUGGCUACUUGAAGAUUUUCAUAAAUUAGUUUUAAUAUUUAUGUGGUUAAGUCAAAGAUGGCCAACAUUAUUUGUAGAUAAAGAAGGAGCUCAUGAUAUGAAGACAUUACUUGAAAAGAGAAUAAAUCAAGAAUUGAUUAAUAUUAGAAGAAUGAAUGAUAGGAGAAAAUAAAUAUAAAAAUAAUAAUAAUAAUAAUGGUAAGUGCUAAGUCGGGUCUGUUCUUGUAUAUAGGUAAGUAGUACCGGAUCUUGUA